AUGCAGAAGCGCACUGGGCGACCAGUGCACCCUCUAUGGGCGCACUUUCAUCGUGGAGAAAAGCGAAAUCGUUAUCAUUACCAUGCUUAUUGUGUAUACUGCGUGGCUCGCCAUGGCAUUGAUCAUGUGUCACCUACACGUGGGGUAUCCACCGAUCUUCUUCGUCAUCUCGAGUGCUGUCCCGAUUGUCCACACAACGUUGUGGAAUCGAUUAAACAGCUUUGUGGGUUACGUGAGCGAGUGUCUCAAGUGAAAAAGCGCGAAAUUCGAGGAUAUGAGCCUGCAAACCCUCCUUUUAGUUCCAACGAAGACCAAGUUUUGCUUCUACAAUCCGUCGCAGCGCCUUCAACGAAUCAAAGCACACUGAGGGGUGACGCAGCCAAUGGGUCGGAACGUUUCGUAAGCGAAAAGGGAACAGAAAGUGAUAGCGAUUCAAAAAAUGAUCUCGAAAUGGAAAAUGCGUCAAAAAUGACUGCCAAGCGCCGCCGCAGAGAGAGUGAUAACGAGUUAGAAAAGGACGUACUAUUCAGAUGGAAGACAAGUUUAUUGCAAAUGGCAGUAGCAGCAAAUAUUUCUUUGUCUGCUUUUCAAAAGCGAGAAUUUCAGAAAUUACUACUAGUGUUGAGCCCCGUUCGAGAUAUAAACCAGAAUAUUAUUAGCCAAGUGGGCAGUAAAGCGUUUCUUAAAGAGACGGCAACCAGAUUGGCUUGUACUCAAUUGGAUCGAAUGAAAGAAGGCACGCUUAACUCCACCAUUACAAGCGGCCUGACGUUGAGCAUAUCCUGUUGGCGCACUUUGCGUCAGCAGAAUUUAGUGGCAUUUACGCUUGUUAAUUCCAAUGGAGACGCUGCUUGUGUUCGUGUUGAAGAGUUACGACGCCCAAGUUACGCAUGUGAUAACGAAAAUGACUCCAUGUCUUCCAAGUCACUGCGGGGCGUGGCAAACUUACUGCCGCUUGCAGACGCCAUUGAAGAUGUUUUAAAAGAUCUCGAAAAGAAGAAUAUCUGUGUCGUAGGUAUUGUUGCGGACUCUACUGUUGCUCUAUAUGCGUCAAUGCGGGUUUGCAAGAAUGAACGAUGGCGCUCUUUGCUUGUAAUUCCUUGUAUGUCCACGCUACUAUCGUUUUUAGCUGGCUGUGUCUUGACAAACGAGAGAUAUUGCAAUACCGUGGGGCAGUUGGUCGAAAUUGCUGCAUAUUUCUCUAAUUCUCAACUUCAAACAUCAUUGCGUCUCGCUUCUGGCGAGAAAAAUGCCCGGAUUCCUAUUCCAAGUCGAGCCAAUUGGUAUUCGUUUAUCACUUGCGUGUCCACAACUUUGCACUACAGUGACGUGAUAACUGCUCUAUGCGAAUCUCGACACCAAAGCGACUAUCCUUUGGCGCCGUUGCGACUACGUGAACUUGUUCUUGAUAACGAUUGUCAACUUUGGAAGGCGCUGCGAGAAUUAUUGGCGCUUCUCGCUCCGCUUCGUGAAGCCUACAACUUUUUUUUCCGUCCGAAUUGUCAACUAGAAGAUAUAGGUGAAAUUGGCGUAUCUACAAAUUUUGUGAAUGAAGGAAUCUCGCUUGGUCACGUCAUGUAUCAGUUUGGUCGCAUGGGCCAGCAGUACGCAGCGCUCACCGAAUCAGCCGAUCGUGAUUCAUCCAUUAGCAAUAACGAGGACAUUGCAGUCGUGGCACGGCAGAUGUAUGGAGCUCUCGAUACUAUCUGGCAACGCUAUGAUCUGCCGACCAUGGUGCUUGCGUACAUGUUCGACUUUCAUUUAAGCAGUGAACGGCUAAAUACGCGAAACAUUUCACUUCAAUGGAAAGCUGUGUCCUCUUACUUUCAUCUCAAUUUUCACCGCUGGUUUUGUGGAGCAUCUGAAAUCCAGAGUGGAGCAACACUCAUACCAUCGAUCCCAAGAGACAAAGUUGAAUCACUUCUAAAUGCGUAUCAGCUUCGCCAAUUUCCAUUCGAUAGCGACACGACGAAUUGCUAUCAAGAUGUGUCGUCAUUCUAUUCGUUCGUAUCAGACUCGCAUCCAGAGGUUUGCGCGCUAUGUUGUCGGUUAUAUGCUGUGGCUUUGGCAUGUGCUGAUGUUCGCCGAGUGAUUCGUGGAAUUGGUUUUCUACCAUCCGUUGCACAAACAACUGCGCGUCCAGAGUACGUAGAACUGCUCCUACACGUGGGUUUUGCGACAAAUCUUAAGCGAACAAGUCCGAGUGGUACUAAGGCCACUUCAAAUAACAUUUUUCCCGAUCUUCUGCAAACAAGUCGCCCCGCAGAAUUACUGUGUAGUCAAGAUGAAUGGAGUUUGUUUGCAAGCGAAUGGAGGGAAGAGCUUGGCAGUGAGACUGCCGUCGAUGAGCUGGAGCGAUCAUACCAGGAUGACAAGCAACCAGACAAAGAAGGUCUAGUGCUCCGCUUGUCAUUAAAUCAACUCUUUAACGAGGCCCUCCCGCCACUCGCUGGCGUUGUAAAAGCCCUACCUCUCGAAUUAUCAAAAGCUGUCGCUCAGACAUCAGUUGCUAUUUAG
Messenger RNA from Plasmopara halstedii, 2517 nucleotides. RefSeq names its product Ribonuclease H-like domain. The transcript has a single exon. The record is from RefSeq and is a predicted model, not a curated record. Lineage: Eukaryota; Oomycota; Peronosporomycetes; Peronosporales; Peronosporaceae. The coding region runs from base 1 to 2517 and encodes 838 amino acids.